Pungitius pungitius (ninespine stickleback) is the source of this 3703-nucleotide messenger RNA. Its product is annotated as cadherin-related family member 1. Gene Ontology annotation, molecular function: cadherin binding; calcium ion binding. Lineage: Eukaryota; Metazoa; Chordata; Actinopteri; Perciformes; Gasterosteidae. The transcript is spliced from 17 exons. Gene Ontology annotation, biological process: adherens junction organization; cell morphogenesis; cell-cell junction assembly. The coding region runs from base 187 to 2742 and encodes 851 amino acids. Gene Ontology annotation, cellular component: catenin complex; adherens junction; plasma membrane. The record is from RefSeq and is a predicted model, not a curated record.
GACGGCACGGGGUGAGAUGUCUGAGUGGUGAAGGGAUGCGUCACUGGAUUAGUGCCUGAGAAUCUUCCCCAGCCUCUUUUCCUCCUGAGCUGCUGAGACGCCUCCAGAAGGACACGACACUGGCCGCUCGUUUUCCCUCCGCCAAGCCUUUCACAUGAGCCAGCCAAGCCUUGCCUCGGCACCAGGAUGAAGAAGGAAAAGAAAACGCACACUUUGCUGUUGGUCCUCCUGCUUCACUUCUCCUUGGGGCAAUCGGACUAUGCUCCGUAUUUUUAUGAUAAUGGACCCAACAGCACAAAUGGAAAUAUGGCCUUGUUCAGUAUUUCUGAGGAUACACCGGUCGGUACACAGAUAUACACUCUGAAUGGGUCAGAUCCCGAAGGAGAUCCAGUGCGAUACGGCCUCACUUUUGAAAUGGGCUCCACAGAAUAUUUUAGAGCGGACUCCAAAUCGGGAGAAGUGACUCUGAUUCUGGAGCUCGACAGAGAGAAGCAAGCUGAAAUCUCAGUGCUCGUGAGCAUAACAGAUGGGCGCAAUAAAGUCUUUGAGACUGUUAGAGUGUUUGUCACUGAUGCCAACGAUGAACCGCCUGACUUUCAAAACCUGCCUUUCAUCAUCGACAUCCCAGAGGAUACCGCUCCAGGAAGUAGCAUCUACAGGGUCCAAGCAGCAGAUAGAGACAUGGGCUCAGGGGGCAGCGUCUCAUAUUAUUUACAGAGCUCACCGUUUGCCAAGUUCACCAUCGACGGGAGCAGCGGGAUCCUGAGAGUCAAACCUGGAGAGACUCUGGACUACGAGACCACGCCUACUCACUUUGUGACUGUGGUUGCAAAGGAUGGAGGUGGAAAGUACAAGGGGAAGCACCAGGUUUUGACCUCUACAGCCACAGUGACAAUCAAUGUGCUUGACGCCCAAGACAUGCCUCCAUCAUUCAUAGGAAGCCCUUACUUUGGCUACGUCUAUGAAGUCUCAGUCCCUGGUUCUGAAAUAUUCACAGUGUACGCUAAAGAUGGAGAUCAAGGAAACGCUAACCAAAUACAAUAUUCCAUUAUGAAUGGUAGUGAUGGAGCCUUUGACAUUAAUAGCACCAGUGGAUGCAUCACCCUGUCAACCUAUCCAAAUCUGCUGAGAAAUGAAUUGUAUGAAAUUACAGUGAAGGCGUCCGAGGUAGGACCUAACGAUCAGCAGCAGGACUACGACGUUACCAUGGUGACGGUCCGCGUGGUGGAUCUCAACAACCAUCCGCCGACCUUUUACGGACAGGACGGACCGCAGAGCAACUUUGAGGUGACCAUGUACGAGCAUCCUCCUUCAGGGGAGAUCCUGAGAGGCUUUAAGAUCACCGUCAAUGACUCAGAUCAGGGAGCAAACGCUAAAUUUAAACUGAGGCUAGUGGGGCCGAGCCGAGUUUUACGAGUGGUUCCCCAGACCGUCCUCAAUGAAGCACAGGUGACCAUCAUUGUGGAGGACACGUCUGGCAUCGACUAUGAAAAGGGCAGAACACUCUCUUUUAAGCUGCUGGCAGUGGAGAUCGACACUCCGGAGAGGUUCAGUGCCACAGCAGAUAUAGUGAUCCACCUGCUGGACACCAAUGACAACAUCCCCAAAUUUACAUCUGAGUAUUACAUCGCCGGGGUCCCUGAGAACUCCCAUGGGGGCUCCAGUGUUGUGUGUGUAACGGCAAACGAUCCAGAUUCAGGGCCCUGGGGGGAGGUCAGAUACACGAUUUAUGGAUCAGGAUCAGAUUUGUUUGCCAUCAAUCAGUCAUCAGGCCUCAUCUCCACGCAGCCCUGGACCAGCCUGGAUGCAGAGGUUAGGUCGAAAUACAACUUCUACGUCAAGGCUGAAGACUCAGAGGGAAAGUACAGCUUAUCUGAAGUCUUCGUCACCGUCCUCGACAUGAACGACCACUCUCCAGCAUUUGAUGAAAAGCUCCUGGAAAAGACCAUGAUUAUUGGCACCCCUGUCAGAGUGGAGGCAGUGGAUGAAGAUGCAGAGUCCCCGAACAACGUCAUUGAAUACUCCAUCAUGACGGCCGACCCUGACAAUGCGUUUGAUAUUAACGCAGACACUGGAGAGAUCAAGCUGAAGCCUUACAUCAAGACCAUGGAGAUUGUGCAGAACAUCACCGAGCAAAAGGAGUGCAAGUGGUCCCUGGUGGUCCAAGCCAGGGACAGAGGCUCUCCGUCCUUCAGCACAACGGCUGUGGUCAACAUCGACAUCACAGAGGCGACUCCUCUCAAGGGGCCUAUGGCGGUCUUUUUAAUGAAAAGUAGGGACAGUCCCAUGAGAGUCCUUGGCAUGGUCGCCGUUGGCAUUAGCUUAUUGGUAGGGGUGACCGCCUUGAUCUCUGCGGCUAUGUACAUGCGAAACUCAAAGUCAAACAGGAUCAUGCCAGCACGUCGCAUCAUUAAGAGGCGACGCGGGGACCAGCGGCCCUGGAUCUUCAACAUGCCCGUGGUCAAAUUCAGCAAUCCCGCCGAUAAGUUCCUUAUUGACAACCAAGGGAGAAGCCCGUGGCCGAAGCCUCCUCCCCCCAGUGCUCCCCCACCCCCGUGUUUCACGCGGCCACAUGAGAGGCCCCGAGCAGUGCCGACCAUAUCUGGUGUUCUGGCGUCCAAAGGUUCCAAAAAAGCCAAAUCCAAUCGGCGUAAAGAGGGGAAUAUGAGCUCAGCUCUGGUGUCAGAGCUUAAAAAGAAGCUUGAGCAGAAAAUGAUUGAGAACAACCAAGGUUAUUAUUAAGUCUUUCAUACAAACGACUCAAUUUGCUCUUAGUGAAUCUCAUGUGUCCGCGAUUUCACACCUUCAUGUAAUGAUCUGGUAAAGGGGGGGGAUACCUGUAGAUUAAUCAUGAGUGAAUGGGAAAAGGAAGGUUUACAUAUAUUUGAAAUAAGAUGCGUGAUGAGUAAAGCGGGCAUCCUCAGUUGACUUGGCGAGGAGGUUGUUUGGGUUGGUAUGGUAUAAAUUUAAAUAAUUCAACACACUGCUGUCAAUGGGAAGAUAACACAACAAGAAUCGUCAGUUAAAACGAAGAGAGCUUCCUGAAAAGUGUCAUUUAAAAAUAUCCAUCAAACAAAAUGUCGAUAUUGCUCAAUGUGGAGCGUGCAGCUGAAUGAAACAGUCAUGAAAAACAUGCUUCUUAUAAAGUGCUAAAGGACCUGUGUUCAUAUUUUUUACUGUGUUUCAUCAGCCGUUUGAAAGCUGAACGGUUGCUCUUUUGUAUGAUUACAACGUGCCACUGUAGGUUUUCACAGUAACAAAAGAUAAAAGAGUUGCUAUUAUUUAUUCUAACAGGUACUAGUAGAAAAAGGAUUUUAUAUAAAUAACAUGUAUCCAUUUUAAAUGUAUUUAUUUAUACAUGUAUGACGGGAUAUGAACAUUUCCCUGUAGCUUGCAGAUAUGAAAAGGCACAAAGGAAAGCACUAGUCUGAUUCAAGAUAUACAGUAGAUGUUGAAGUAUAUAUAUUUUGAAUUACUUGGUUCCUCUUGUGGUUACUUACUCAUCAACGCCUUCAAAUAUAGGCACCUAAAAUUGAAGUAGGUUCAUUUUCUGUUGCCCAUAUCUUCUGACUGUAUCUUAACUCAUAGCUAUCUGAAAUAAGUUGUAUCUUAACUAUGAAUUGAACUUGCCUGGUCCUUUGAAGUAACAUAUAUUUGUACCCGUCUUUGUACAGUCCUGAUUUUGAAUAAAUAUUUGAAAAUA